Messenger RNA from Closterium sp. NIES-67, 745 nucleotides. NCBI's taxonomy places the organism in Eukaryota, Viridiplantae, Streptophyta, Zygnematophyceae, Desmidiales, Closteriaceae. The record is from the annotation of a GenBank genome assembly.
UGAGAAGUACUCUCUGCAGGAAGAACGGGAAGUGGUUACACCUUUGCCUUCCGAGUUCAAACUCAUAAAGGCAGCUGAAGGAGAAGGAGUUGAAAGUGAAGACCAGAGGCAAUUCCAAUCCAUCGUCGGGAGCCUACUCUACGCUGCUGUGCAUACUCGGCCUGACAUCAGCUUUGCUGUGGGACAGCUGGCUCGACUCGGAGAAGGAAAGGUGUUCCUUUCCUGUUUUGCUGAUGCCACGUGGGCUUCUGAGCAUAAGGAUUCAUCAUCAGUUGGUGGAUACAUCUGCAUGGUGGGAGGUGGGCCUGUAAGUUGGAGGUCCAAGAAGCAGUCUGAAACGGCACUAUCUUCAGUGGAAUCUGAGUACAUGGCAAUGUUUCAUGCGGCAAAAGAAAUCAUUUGGCUAAGGAGGCUCUUGAAGGAGAUCGGCCAUGAACAGACUUGUGCGACACCUCUGUUCAGUGACAGCAAGGGAGCCAUAGCCAUGGCACGCAAUGCAGUUCUUCAUGGGUUGAACAAGCACAUGAGGAUCAAAUGGCAUUGGCUGCGGAAGGAGGUGAAGCUUGGGACACUGGAUCCGAUCUACGUGAAAACUCAGCAACAGCCAGCCGACUUCCUUACCAAGCGGCUAGCUGAAGAGCCACACUGGCACUGUGCGAGGAUGGCGGGAAUGUCCUUGAACUAGAGACGGCGAAACAAGCCGACAGUCUGAGGGGGAGUGUGUUGGUGCAUAUUCGUUUGCACG